This is a messenger RNA of Kwoniella mangroviensis CBS 8507, 660 nucleotides long. RefSeq lists its product as uncharacterized. The record is from RefSeq and is a predicted model, not a curated record. The transcript has 4 exons. Bases 1 to 660 code for a protein of 219 amino acids. NCBI's taxonomy places the organism in Eukaryota, Fungi, Basidiomycota, Tremellomycetes, Tremellales, Cryptococcaceae.
AUGUUCACCAAAUCUACCAUUCUCUUGACUCUCGGUGCUCUCGCCACUUCAGCCUUGGGUGCAGACUUGACUAUCUCAACUCCCGCUUCCCUCAUCCAAUGUCAACCUGCUCUCCUUUCCUGGACGGGUGGUACAGCCCCAUACUACCUCGCUGUUAUCCCCGGUGGUGAACCUUCCGCUGCUGCCUUGCAAGAUCUAGGUGAACAACAGGGAAACUCUCUUACCUGGACUGUUAGCAUCGCUUCCGGUACGAGUAUUACUUUGAAAGUUACGGAUUCUACCGGUGUAGUCAAUUACAACCAGGCUGUCACUGUCCAAGCUGGGUCCAGUAACUCUUGUUUGACCGCUGCUGCUACUAGCUCUGCAGCUUCUGCCUCCACCCCCGCCGCUGUCAGUACCGCCUCUGCUGCUGCCGCCGCCGCCGUGACCUCCGGAUCAGCCUCAGCCGCUACCACUUCAGCUGCUGCUUCCAAAGCUUCUUCAGCUGCUGGAUCAGCCUCUGCUGCUGCCUCCUCCGCCAGAUCAGGUGCCGCUUCUGCUGCUUCUGCCGCUGCGUCGGCUUCUACCUCUGCCAAGUCAGGUGCCAUGUCCAUCAAGUCAAUCGUGAACGGCGCUGUCGUAGCUGUUGCUGCCGGUAUCUUGGGUCUUGCCCUUGCUUAA